Dromaius novaehollandiae (emu) is the source of this 1149-nucleotide messenger RNA. RefSeq names its product olfactory receptor 14A16-like. The transcript has 5 exons. Gene Ontology annotation, molecular function: odorant binding; G protein-coupled receptor activity; olfactory receptor activity. Bases 1 to 1149 code for a protein of 382 amino acids. Gene Ontology annotation, cellular component: membrane. Lineage: Eukaryota; Metazoa; Chordata; Aves; Casuariiformes; Dromaiidae. The record is from RefSeq and is a predicted model, not a curated record. Gene Ontology annotation, biological process: G protein-coupled receptor signaling pathway.
AUGUCCAACAGCAGUUCCCUGAAUGAGUUCCUCCUCCUGGCAUUUGCCAACACAUGGAAUGUGCGGCUCUUGCACUUCUCGCUCUUCCUCGGCAUCUACCUGGCUGCCCUCCUGGCACUGAACCCCCUCAUCUACAGCAUGAGGAACAAGGAGCUCAAGGACGCACUAAGGAAGCUACUUCAACUGUGUCGUUUCUUUUUCAGAGAAUCCCCCUGUGCCCAGGGGAAGCAAAUGUCCAACAGCAGCUCCCUCAACGAGUUUCUCCUCCUGGUGUUUGCAGAAAAGCGGGAGCUGCAGCUCUUGCACUUCUCGCUCUUCCUGGGCAUAUACUUGGCUGCCUUCCUGGGCAACGGCCUCAUCAUCACAGCCAUAGCCUGCGACCACCACCUCCACACCCCCAUGUACUUCUUCCUCCUCAACCUCUCCCUCCUUGACCUCAGCUCCAUCUCCACCACUGUCCCCAAAUCCAUGGCCAAUUCCCUGUGGGACACCAGCACUAUUUCCUACUUGGGAUGUGCUGCCCAGGUCUUCCUGUUUUUCUUUUCGGUUGGAGCUGAGUAUUCUCUCCUCACAGUCAUGGCCUAUGACCGCUACGUUGCCAUCUGCAAACCCCUGCACUACGAGGCCAUCAUGGACAGCAGAGCUUGUGUCCAAAUGGCAGCAGCUGCCUGGGCCAGUGGUUUUCUCUAUUCUGUGCUGCACAUUGCUAACACAUUUUCAAUACCACUCUGUCAAGGCAAUGCCCUGGGCCAAUUCUUCUGUGAAAUUCCCCAGAUCCUCAAGCUCUCCUGCUCAGAUGCCUACCUCAGGGAAGCUGGGCUUCUUGUGGUUAGUAUGUGUUUAGGCUUUGGGUGUUUCAUUUUCAUUGUGCUGUCCUACGUGCAGAUCUUCACUGCUGUGCUGAGGAUCCCCUCUGAGCAGGGCCGGCACAAAGCCUUUUCCAUGUGCCUCCCGCACCUGGCCGUGGUCUCCCUGUUUCUCAGCACUGCAAUGUUUGCCUACCUGAAGCCCCCCUCCCUCUCCUCCCCAGCUCUGGAUCUGGUGGUGGCAGUUCUGUACUCGGUGGUGCCUCCAGCAGUGAACCCCCUCAUCUACAGCAUGAGGAACAAGGAGCUCAAGGAGAGAUACAAGCCCGAUCUGUCUGACUGA